Drosophila subobscura is the source of this 803-nucleotide messenger RNA. RefSeq lists its product as uncharacterized. The transcript has 2 exons. The record is from RefSeq and is a predicted model, not a curated record. Lineage: Eukaryota; Metazoa; Arthropoda; Insecta; Diptera; Drosophilidae. The coding region runs from base 94 to 621 and encodes 175 amino acids.
UUGCUUCAAGCGUUCAGUUGUUCGCUCCAUUUUUGGACGUGUAGUAAAUUUUCUAACAUUUAAAUAUUUGUGUUUCCUUAUAAAUUUUCCGUAAUGUUGAAAAAAUUCUUAAAUUUGUCUGCCGUGGGGCUCUGUCGGGUCGUCGCCAAGCGGCCGUCGCCAUCGCAGCUACUCCUGAGGACCUACGCAAGCAUUGACCCGCAGUACACUGGCAACAGUUUCGCCACGGAUCAGCAGGACAAUGGCAACAAGUACACGGAGGAGCCGGAGGCUAACGCCAGCCAGAUCGUCGUGUACAGCUACCCCGUACCUCAUCGCCAGUCAUUAAUACGACAGCUGCAAGAAGCCAAUCAAGAAGAGAAACUACUAAAGGAAGCAAAAAGCGAGGAACAGUCGAUGAUGCCGCAAGAACUCAAAGGAGUGCCGGCAAAACGUCAAACAAAAGAUGCAAAAUGCAAGGAAAAGGAGCCAAAAGAAGAUUCCAAUAACGCUGUGCCCAAAUUUGAGCGACUGAAGUUUGAAGGCAACGUGCCAUAUCGUAAGCCCAAGACCGAGCACGGCAUCAAGUACGACAAGGUGUCGGCAGCAGUGCGAAUGAAUCGUCUGGGCAAGAAGUCCUAAAAGCGAUUAUUAAGUGAGGUUUGAGGGAGAAGCAGCAAAGAGAGCAGUAGAGGAAGCAGCAGCUAGGAGACUGGAGUGAGGAGCAAACCAGCUGCAGGAGGAGCUCUAGCUACAGCAACACCAAGAACGCUCUGCAGACCGUCAGGCCCCCACAGUUUGUUGUGUGUUUAAGUGCCGAAUAA